ACUCUAGUGGCUGGAGUCAGGGCAGAGCGUGAGGGGAGCCGGUACUGGCGGGCUAACUUGCAGCCCAGCGGGAGCGCCCAGCCGGGCAGAACUAGCUGGACUUUCCGGCGGGCCCCCAUCCCGAGGCUGCGGCAGCUUCGGUUCCGAGCCUGACUGGAACGGAGCUCGAGUCCCGGCCCCUGAGGGGAUCGCUCUCUGCAGACCAGUGGGACCCCGAAACUUGAACGCUAUACCUACUCCCUUUUUAUGCCUUCCUUUGUCACUUCCUCACCUUUCUCCCAGCGCGUUCUUCCCCCCCCCCCGCCUUUUCGUUCUCCCUCCGUCGAAGGACACAAAAGUGGCUGCCGAGGAAAGAUUUGGAGGCAGUAGGAGCUUUUCUCUUUGGAGAGCGACCGUGUGGAAGGGAUUUUUGGGAAGCAGCUUUUUAACACCUCAGCCCUCCUGCCCCCCAAGCCUCUCUGUACCUCUCCGAGGAGAAAAAGCGCGUAGAUUGAAAGUUCGGGGGGCAUCUUGCUGGGUGCUGUAAGACGCAAGUGGGGGAGGACCCCGUCCUCGUCCUGGUAGUUGGCUGGACUUAUACCGGCCGUUGAAAACCCCGAACGCGAUGUACAAUACGGUGUGGAGUAUGGACCGCGAUGACGCAGACUGGAGGGAGGUGAUGAUGCCCUAUUCGACAGAACUGAUAUUUUAUAUUGAAAUGGAUCCUCCAGCUCUUCCACCAAAGCCACCUAAGCCAAUGACUUCAGCUGUUACAAAUGGAAUGAAGGACAGUUCUGUUUCUCUUCAAGAUGCAGAAUGGUACUGGGGGGAUAUUUCAAGGGAGGAGGUAAAUGACAAAUUACGGGAUAUGCCAGAUGGUACGUUUUUGGUCAGAGAUGCCUCAACAAAAAUGCAGGGAGAUUAUACUUUGACGUUGCGGAAGGGAGGCAAUAAUAAGUUAAUAAAGAUCUAUCAUCGAGAUGGUAAAUACGGCUUUUCUGAUCCUCUGACAUUUAAUUCUGUGGUGGAGCUCAUUAACCACUAUCAUCAUGAAUCUCUUGCUCAGUAUAAUCCCAAACUUGAUGUGAAGCUUAUGUACCCAGUGUCCAGAUACCAACAGGAUCAAUUGGUAAAAGAAGAUAACAUUGAUGCAGUAGGUAAAAAACUCCAAGAGUACCACUCUCAGUAUCAGGAAAAGAGUAAGGAGUAUGACAGGCUAUAUGAAGAAUAUACCAGAACAUCACAGGAAAUACAGAUGAAGAGGACUGCAAUUGAAGCUUUUAAUGAAACAAUUAAAAUAUUUGAAGAGCAGUGUCACACACAAGAACAACAUAGCAAAGAAUAUAUCGAGCGAUUUCGCAGAGAGGGGAAUGAAAAGGAAAUUGAACGAAUUAUGAUGAAUUAUGACAAGUUGAAAUCACGUCUGGGUGAGAUUCAUGAUAGCAAAAUGCGUCUAGAGCAAGAUUUGAAGAAACAAGCUUUGGACAACCGAGAAAUAGAUAAAAAAAUGAACAGUAUCAAACCUGACUUAAUCCAGCUGCGCAAGAUCCGAGAUCAGCACCUUGUAUGGCUCAAUCACAAAGGAGUCAGACAGAAGCGCCUAAAUGCCUGGCUGGGAAUAAAAAAUGAGGAUGCUGAUGAGUCAUAUUUUAUCAACGAGGAAGAUGAAAACCUGCCCCAUUAUGAUGAGAAAACCUGGUUUGUUGAGGAUAUCAAUCGAGUACAAGCAGAGGAUUUGCUUUAUGGGAAACCUGAUGGUGCAUUCUUAAUUCGUGAGAGUAGCAAGAAAGGAUGUUAUGCUUGCUCUGUGGUUGCCGACGGGGAAGUGAAGCACUGUGUGAUCUACAGCACUGCUCGGGGCUACGGCUUCGCGGAGCCCUACAACCUGUACAGCUCGCUGAAGGAGCUGGUGCUCCAUUACCAGCAGACGUCCCUCGUUCAGCACAACGACUCCCUCAACGUCAGGCUUGCCUACCCUGUCCAUGCACAGAUGCCCUCGUUCUGUAGAUAAAGAGGGAGUGGGAAGAAAGGUGGCUCUCUAGCAUCUUUUUCCUACAGAUUUUAUUAGACUAUGAGGGCAUUCUUUCUACAUAGACUGCUUGUUUUGCACAAGAAGUGAUUCUGUGAAUGUGGAGAGGCCGAGAAGCAGCCGGCCAGGACGGGGGCGCAAGAGGCCUGGGCUGCUCUGAGACUCCGUUGUGCCACUGCACUGACCUAGGAAGCGGAAGCAGAUGCUGUUUUUUGGAAAGUCUGUUUCGUUGGGGUUUUUGUUUUGUUUAGCCAAGCACCCUCAGAACAUACUAGGUUUAAUGGGGGUGGGGGUUUAUAUCUGGAAAUCUCUGAAGAGUCCUUGUCCUCUUUUGGUCUUGACUCUGAGAAUGUGGCAGGGGCAUGGCUCUGUGGGGAGUUCUGUUUUGAUCUGGCGGUCUCUCUUAACUUCCUCCCAAAAAGAAGGCUGUUUUGGUUCUGUGGUAGAAUGGCAUUUGGUGAAGAAGACAACCAAAGGAAAAUGGGGAUGCUUGGGAUUUCUUUUAGAGGAUUCUUAGUCAAGGGGGUAAAAACACCUUCGACUGGAGGUACUAUAUUAACUAACAAAAGUUAGGCAUCAGCCUCUCAGUAGCUUCUUCCCCUAAAGAAUCAUUAUGUUUAGAAACCAAAUUGAUCUCAGCAGAACAAUGUUUGUGGCCAGACUAAGGUAUGAUGGAAGAAGACAGCAGUAGUAUCUGAAUGCACACUUCUGUACCAAAACUUGAAAGGAAAACUAGAAUUUGUUAAUUUUAGCAAACACUAAAAUUGGUCAGUGCAACUCCUUCUGCCCCACCCUUGUUUCUCAGAGAUGAGGAAUAGUGUUCUUUUUGUGGGAAUGGUGAGCUUUGAAUCAUAAAAUGAAGUUGGUGCUUGUGUGGUGUUUCCUUAGCCUAAAAGAAUGAUCUAUUGUUUGAAACCUUUGUAACUUGUUUGUAUGAGUAAAGAAAAGGUGCAAUCCAGUGCUUUUAGAUGGCUUGAUAUACCAAAUAAUGAUAUAGAACAACAGUCUUACAUGUGCUUCCCCAAGUUUAAAGGCCCUGCAUAAACAGUAAACGUGGUUUAAUUUCCCUUCAUCUCCCUGUCCUUCGCUGGGUAGGGGAGCCAUAGGUGGCUAAGGUUGUAGCAGGAAGGGAGCCAGAUUGUUGUCAGGGGCCUCAGUAAUUCAGACCCAGAGGCUGGGAUCAUCUACAUCACCCAUGUGCUUCCGUACAGUGGUUUCUGAAACUUUUGCAAGGAGAGGAAAUAAUGGCUUGGAGUUUAGACUGUUAGUAAAAGACAUCUGGAAGUUUUUCUCUUUGCCUUUUUGUGAGCCUGCCAUUAAGAUGAUGUGCACAGACUGUCUUCAUGCUCCAGUGGCCCUGAUUUUAGGCCAGGAAUCUUCUGCUCCAUGUGGUUUAAGCCUUCCAGCUGAGUGAAGCUAGCAAGUGGAGUUGGAGGCAGGCAUCUACUCCUGCCUCCAUUAUGCCCCACCUCCAUCAGUCCACACUCAUUCGACAAAUAGAGUCCAGCUGCCUCUGAGCCAAUCCUGGAACCAUAAUAGGUUCAGAGUGAGUCAGCUGUUUGAGGCCAAAGCUGUGCAGUCAGGCAUCCUAGCUGAGCUAGAGAAGCAGCCAAUAUCCGGGUCUUGGUACAUAAGGCUUACAGCUAGGAAAGUUCUAGUUUAUGGGAUAAAAGAAAUACUGUUUUCCCUGAGCACUUAUCUUGGUGACAGGGUCUAGAAUGGACCAUAAUGUAACAAUAUCUUACAUUUUUUGGAAAAGCCUCAAGUUGCUAACAAUGAGGAUAGGAGGGAAAGGACAUAUCUUUGGCUUUUAUUUGGUUACAUUUCAGUUUCAGGAUUAGGUGAGGCAGACGAAUGAACUCUUAAUGAUGGCCAACUGCACAUCCAUGUUGCCAGAUUGAAAUCUUGCUGCAAGUUUUACUGAGUAAUACCAGCGUAGUUGCUACUAGGCACAGCUGGAUGGCCUUGUACCUGGUUUUGAACCUGCUUAAGCAGUUGGAUGCUCAAGAUUGGGUGCAAGAAAUCCUUCUUUUUUGGUACUAAAAUUUAGUGUGUUCCGAGUGUCUCUUCUAAAAUAAAACAGGAAUAAGAAUACAUGCCUGUGACAUUGAACCAUGUGUUGCUCCUUUUCAGGCAGACAUUAAGGGUGUUUACGGAGGAGAGCUAGCACCGUCUAAUAUCUGCACUUCUAAUAAGGGCUGGCUUGUGGAGAAGGACUCUUCUUUUUUAGUCCUACAUUCCUUCACUUCUUUUUCCGUUUUUUUCUUCUUGAAUUUGUUGUUUUGUGGAACUAAGGCCUAGGGAUCAUUUGAAAAGUUGGAAAAUAUAUUUUCUGACUGAUUGCCACGUGAUUUGCUUGAUCCUGAGCCAGUGGAAAUGGCAUAGGGGACCGGUCUACUAGCCACUUGGAGGGGUAGUAUGCAGCUCUUUUACUCCAUGGUCUUGGCAGCCUUCAUCUGAGUGUAGUUCUGUGUCCUGUCCCAUGAUUUGGGCCCUGGGACUCUUCUCCCUCAGCAUCUUAACUGUAACCUCAGUGAAGCAGGGAUUAAAGAGAUAGACAAAGACCAGAGGGGCUCGUUUUUCUGGCUAGAGAAGCCAGCCACCAGCAUGGAAGCAGCUUGAGGCUCACUGAACACAGGUCCUAGGCCCAUCUUUUCCAGGUAGAGAUUUCGUCACAGAAAAGUGCUCUCUGGCUCUUCCUGAUCAUAGAUGUUAAAUCUUGGCUAUGGCUCAGGACUGUAUAGGCUAGCUGUGUCCUUACCACUGAUUUGUCCAAGGUUGAGGACUUCCUAAUACCACCCUUAGUCUCUCUUCAAGCCUUGUUGGGACUUCCCACUUUGGACCUCAUGUGCUCUAAAGGCAUUGAUAGCCAAAUGUGCUGUCUUCCAUAGGUCUCCUCUUCUUGCUGCAAGGAACCAGCCCAUGGGUCCUCUUGGGCCAAGAAUUGCACCUGGACGAUUCUUGGUUCUCAAGGUGAUCUCUGUUGCCAGUUAAGAUUCCAGAGUAGGCCUCUGUAAGGCUGCUGUGGCUUUAAAGCAGAGGGUGCAGUUGAGGGCCUGGCUGGGCUCUCUACUGCCAACUGCUCAUCCUUGCUCUAGGUCUAGCCACUUGUGACAGACAACCUUGUUUCCUUACAAAUUCCAGCAUGUGACUUUGGUGCCCUGUUGUUACUUGUGAAAAACCUAUUCUGUCGUCUUUGAUGUAGUCAAAAAAGAAAAAAAAAACAAAAACAAAAACAAAAAAAAGCC
This is a messenger RNA of Suricata suricatta (meerkat), 5256 nucleotides long. Its product is annotated as phosphatidylinositol 3-kinase regulatory subunit gamma. The transcript has 11 exons. Gene Ontology annotation, biological process: phosphatidylinositol phosphate biosynthetic process; insulin receptor signaling pathway. NCBI's taxonomy places the organism in Eukaryota, Metazoa, Chordata, Mammalia, Carnivora, Herpestidae. The coding region runs from base 605 to 1990 and encodes 461 amino acids. Gene Ontology annotation, cellular component: phosphatidylinositol 3-kinase complex. Gene Ontology annotation, molecular function: 1-phosphatidylinositol-3-kinase regulator activity. The record is from RefSeq and is a predicted model, not a curated record.